Molecule: messenger RNA, 1281 nt
Organism: Closterium sp. NIES-65
Lineage: Eukaryota; Viridiplantae; Streptophyta; Zygnematophyceae; Desmidiales; Closteriaceae
Source: the annotation of a GenBank genome assembly
AUGCUCAGAAAUCGCCUGCGCGUCCCGCCAUUCCCUCUUGCGUUGUGCCCACAGACCCUCUCCCAGCUCUGUGUGUUUGACUUCGUGGCUCGCGUGGUCACCAUCCGGGGCUCACCCCUCCUCAUCCGCGAUGCCCCCCGCUUCCAGCACCGCGGGCUGCUCAUAGACACGGCGAGGCACUUCCUGCCAGUGCCAGUGAUGGAGAGGGUAAUUGACUCCAUGGCGUAUGCCAAGCUCAACGUGCUCCACUGGCACAUGGUGGACUCACAGUCCUUCCCCAUCGAGACGCCCUCCUUCCCUCGCCUCUGGCUCGGAGCUUUCUCUCCGUCUGAGCGCUACACCACAGAUGACAUGCGCCACAUCGUGCAAUACGCGGAGGAGAGGGGGGUUAUAGUGGUACCUGAACUCGAUUCACCUGCACACGCUGCCUCAUGGGGAGUGGGCUACCCAACGCUCCUGCCAGCUGCUGCCUGCCCCGAGCCUCUUGAUGUGUCCAACCCCUUCACCUUCCAACUCAUAAAAGGGGUGCUGCAAGACCUCCGUGCAGUGUUCAAGAGCUCCCACAUUCACCUGGGGGGAGACGAAGUCAGCUUUGAGUGUUGGAAUUCAUCUCCCGCCAUAAGUGCAUGGCUGCAGCAGCGCAAGCUGACAGCAGAGGGAGGCUAUGGUUACUUUGUGAGGCGCGUGCAGGCACUGGCCGUGGAGGCUGGAUGGCAGACCACUGUCGUGUGGGAGGAGCCAUUCAAGGUGUUUGGAGCAGACCUGGAUCCAGCCACCACCAUCGUGCAGAACUGGUUUGACACGGCUCUGCCGCCCGCAAUUGUGCAGUCUGGAUUCCGCAUGAUCUUCAGCAAUCUCAAUCUCGGCUGGUACCUUGACUUUGUUGACCGCACGUGGAGCGAGGUGUAUUCUCAGGAGCCAACAGCAGGGGUGCCAGAGGCGCUGCAGCACCUGGUGGUGGGCGGCGAGACGUGCAUGUGGGGGGAGCGGGUCGACCCGUCUGAUCUGCUCAACACUGUGUGGCCGCGCGCUGCUGCUGCUGCAGAGCGGCUCUGGUCCCCAAGGGCAUACGUGGACUCGCAUCUCUCUCAAGCGCACACGCGUCUGCACAUGUUCCGCUGCCAGCUCUCAUCCCUCCGUUCCUCCCUCUCUGCCUCUCUCUUCCUUCCCCUCCACACACAGAGCGGCUCUGGUCCCCAAAGGCAUACAUGGACUCACAUCUCUCACAAGCGCACACACGCCUGCAUAUGUUCCGCUGCCUGCUCACAUCCCGUGGCAUAG